GAGCUACGAUAUAUGAGCGGAGUUCGAGUUUGGCAGCUCCUGAUUUUCUGGUUGGAAGGCGCACACGUUUUUCACGGUGUUUGGUUCAGUUUGGAAAAGAUAGACAAUAAAGCUCAAUCAAACAUCCGUUGGAUCGUGGUUUUUCUGACCAGAAAGAAAAGCUUUGGGAGCAGCUACAGUGAAAAACGUGACCCACCUUUGAAAAGGUGUCCACGUGAAGUGAACGUGUUCAUGCAGUGGAACCCGGAAGAAGGAGAAGCGAUCCACGAAAGAAAACGACGUGGACAGCGGGAGUAAGGGCAACGAGGUUCGCCAGCCGUCCUGUGAAGAUCCGAAGGACUGCACCUCUGAAGCAUUCUCUACGCAUAGUAGGCCUGUGUGAGGACCUCCUUUCCCUCUGGCAUUCAUCCAGCGCGACACCGCGAGCGGCAGACCAGUGCGAACAAAGCGCAAGAAGAUGACGGCGCUGCAGAUGCUACAAGAGGCCACAGGGUAGCAGCAGCGUCACAUGAACAAUUCAGCUAACGAAUAUUAUUAAGGACAACAGGUCAGACUGUAUAUUUUCCAUUGUGUUUUUGGUUGAUUGAACUGAAUGUUUUUACUCUUCAAGUUAUUAUUAGAAAAGAAAAAAAGGACUUACAUUUUGAAAAAGUGUAAAUUUAACCGAAAUACGUAACUUGUUUGCAUUUCAUAUUGAGUGUUUUUAUGACAGUUCUGUAUUGUUGUAAGCCAUCAUACUAGUGUAACAAAAUGGAACAGUUCGGACCAGAUACUUUUGUACUAGAGGGAGUACUAGAGGCUCUGGAAAAAGAAAAAGAAGAGUUAGAGGAAAAAUUAGAAACUGAAAUUGAAGAGUCAGAAAGACAGGAUAUUGAAGAACGCAUAGCUGAAAUUAAUACCGAUCUUCAAAUCCAUAAAAUAGUGCUCAAGGAGCCAGCACCUCAGACUGAAGGAACAGUGAGGCGAUCAGAAAGAAAGAAGCAUCCUACAGAAAAGGGGCUUGAAUACAUAAAAGAGGAGAGUUCAAAAAAGGAAAAGAAGUUUAUGUUUACAUAUGUCAACUUCAAGGCUGAGGUUCAGUAUACUAGGACUAAAUUAAAGGAAGAAUGCUCUAAAGCAGAAUUAGGUGAAAUGAUUCUAGCUUUAAGUAAAUAUGAGCCAAUACUAAAGCAAGAAUAUGAGAGCUUGCGCAUACUGACCACACCAUCUCCAGAUAUCAGGAGAAGAAUGGAUAGCUGCACUUCAGUGACAACAGAAAUUAUUUCACUCCUGAAAAUACGCUACUCAGAAGCAGAUAAAGAGUUUGAUCCAGAGACUGUGAAAGAAGGACUCUUGAAAUUACUCCAAAGAGAAGAUGCCAGGUCAAUUUAUGGCUCAACUGUGUCAAGAGCUGCAGGGAGUAGUCUGCAAGGUAGUCAGGUGUCACUAAAGAAGGCAGAGGUGGCAGCGCGAUUGGCGUCAAAACGUGCUGAAGUUACCAGGGAAAAGGAAAUAUCUGCACAAAGGAAAGAGGUGUUGGCACAGCAAGAGAGGUUAAAAAUUAUGGAGGAUCAAAGGGAUCUUGAGGCCAUGGAGGCUGAAUACAAGGUGUAUGCUGAAGAGGAAUCAAAAUUAAAUGCUGAAAUAGGAGAUACUAGAGAAAUAUUCCCAAUGCCUCCCCGUCAGCUUCCAAUACAGCAUAACCGCAUCUCAUGCAUUCAGGCUUCCCAAGAUCUCUCAGGCCCGCUAAGCUCUGAAAGCAAAGUAGCACCAACAUCGAAUGAAGCCACGCUAGUUCAAGCCUUAAAAGAGUCCCUGGUAAUGACUAGACUUCCAGCACCAGAGCCAUUCACGUUUACAGGAGACCCACUCAAAUUCACUGAGUGGCGCACUAGCUUCAAAGCCUUAAUUGAAACAAGUUGCUUAAACCCAGCACACAGGCUCUACUAUUUGAAAAAAUACAUUAGUGGAGAAGCGCUUUGUGUGUUAGAAGGGACAUUCUAUCGGAGUGACGAAGAAGCUUAUACACAGGCUUGGGACGCCCUGGACAAACGUUAUGGCCACCCCUUCGUUGUCCAAAGAGCAUUCCGGGGGAAGCUGAGCAACUGGCCUAAAAUUGGACCGAAGGAAUCUCUGAAAUUAAGAGAAUUCAGUGAUUUCCUCAUCUCAUGCAAGAAUGCAAUGCCUCACGUAGCUGGUCUAAUGGUGUUGGACGAUUGUGAGGAAAAUCAAAAACUGCUACAGAAGCUUCCUGACUGGUUAACAACCCGCUGGAACCGACAUGUGACUAAAGCAUUAGACGAAGGGAAAUUAUAUCCUGGCUUCAAGGAGUUUUCAGGUUUUGUGGCAGAAGAGGCACGUAUUGCGUGUAACCCAGUCUCAUCUCUUCAUGCACUGAAACAUAUAGAUGAGAAAAUUGAUAAGGAACAGAAGCGUCCCAAGGCCAACUCUCUGGUGACAACAACAAAGGUGCACCAGAAGGAAAACUUCACUAAGAAGAGCUCAAGCCAAUCAGAGGGUUCUACAGCCAACCCUUCUGCCUCUCAAACCAAAAGGUUCAUAGAAUGUAUCUGCUGUCAAGAAAAUCACUUUAUUUACAAAUGUGAAAAAUUUGCAGCAAUGCCUCUAGAAGAGAAGAACAAAUUUGUCAUCAGUAACAAUAUGUGUUUCGGUUGCCUCAGAGUAGGUCAUGUUGCCAAAAACUGUCGAAAGAGGGCUAUUUGUAACAUCUGCAGGCGGAAUCAUCCAUCUCCACUCCAUGAGGAACGAGCUCCAGGUGAAAGACAAGAAGUACCACCGCAAAAGGAAAGUUCUUCCAUUAACUUAUGCAGUGUGAGAAAGAACAGUGGUGAUCGCACUUCAAUGAUUGUCCCAGUGUGGCUUUCUAGCACAGCUAAGAAUAGCAGAGAAAUCUUGGUUUAUGCAUUACUAGAUACACAGAGCAGUAAUACCUUCAUAGACCAAGAUGUCUGCCAAAAAAUUCAAGCGCACACAGAACCUGUCAAAUUAAAGCUGUCAACAAUGACUGACAAGAGUUCAAUAGUGAAUUGUCACAGAGCAGUUGGAUUGAAGGUGAGAGGGUAUUGUUCACAAGAGUGCAUUGAACUACCACCAGCCUACACGCAGGACUACAUCCCGCUGGAGAAAAAUAGUAUUCCAACCCGUGAUACAGCAUCAAGAUGGGUUCACCUUCUCAGUGUGGCCGAAGAGAUGCCAGAUUUGUUGAAUUGUCCUGUAGGACUACUGAUUGGCUAUGACUGUGCAAGGGCUCUAAAACCAAAAGAAGUGAUGUCAGGGGAAGAGCAUGAACCCUACGCAGUCAAGACAGCGUUGGGCUGGAGUAUAGUUGGAGCCACUAUGCCUUGCACUAAUACAAGAAAUGAGACUGGAUUCUGCCAUCGCAUUUCUGUGAAAGAACUUCCACCCAUCACACCCACCUCUGUGAUUAAGGCAUUAGAGAUGGAUUUUCUGGACAAAAAUCCAAAAGACAAGACAAUAUCGCAAGAAGAUAUUCAAUUUCUAAAUGUUUUGAAUGAGAAAAUCAAGCACAAUGAAGAGGGACAUCUAGAGAUGCCUCUGCCAUUUAAAGCGCGUCCUCAGCUUCCAAGCAAUAAGCAGCUUGCUACAGUGCGUCUAAAGCAUUUAAGAAGAAAGAUGGAGAAGAAUCCUAAAUACAGGGAGGAUUACAUUAAAUUCAUGGACAAUGUUUUUAGAGAUGGUGAUGCAGAGGAGACAAGUGUGGUCCCUGAAGAAGGCAACAUAUGGUACAUUCCACACCAUGGGGUGUAUCACCCUAGGAAGCCUGAAAAAAUAAGGGUCGUAUUCGAUUGCUCCGCCAAAUUCGAGGGCACCUCUCUGAACGACCACCUGCUCACAGGCCCAGAUUUAACGAACACUUUGACUGGAGUCCUGUGUAGAUUUCGACAACACAAGAUUGCAAUAAAUUGCGAUGUGGAAAAAAUGUUUCAUCGCUUUCACGUCAGCCCAGAAGAUCGGGAUUUCAUGAGGUUCCUGUGGUGGGACAAUGGGAACACGGAAAGUGAGCCCAAGGAAUACCACAUGCGAGUGCACAUAUUUGGUGCUGCGUCAUCACCGGGAUGUGCUAAUUAUGGCAUGAAACACCUUGCCAGUAAAUAUGAGAAGAGCCAUACACUGGCAGCAAGUUUCAUUCGCAAGAAUUUUUAUGUGGAUGACGGGCUGCCCUCAAUGUCAUUGCUCGGAUCCAAAGACUGGCACAUAAAGACAAAACUGGACCCAUCAGUGUUGAGGAACGAAGAGAAGCUACGCUUGUGCUCAUCAGAGCAGCACAGAGAGAGGCCUUCGAAGCAGAACUCAAAUGGUUUAGCCAAAAGUCCAUGA
This is a messenger RNA of Solea senegalensis (Senegalese sole), 4338 nucleotides long. RefSeq lists its product as uncharacterized. Gene Ontology annotation, molecular function: nucleic acid binding; zinc ion binding. Lineage: Eukaryota; Metazoa; Chordata; Actinopteri; Pleuronectiformes; Soleidae. The coding region runs from base 751 to 4338 and encodes 1195 amino acids. The transcript is spliced from 3 exons. The record is from RefSeq and is a predicted model, not a curated record.